GAGGACCAAUCCACCCUCCUUCCUCCCGCGUGCGGAGAAAGCGCCCUGCCUUCCCCUCCGCUGCCAUGGCCGCCGUCGCCUCUCCCUCCGACGACUCCGCGGGCUCCUUCCGCAUCUUCCGAUCGUUGGUGGAGAGGGCGGACCGGAAGUUCGCCCGCGUCCGCGACCUCCCCCCUUACGGCCGCGGACCGCAACUCCUGCAAUAUUACCGCAAGGUCUUCAAAGCCUACACCCGUCUUUGGAGGUUCCAGCAGGAGCACCGCCGGGAGCUCGUUGGUGCCGGCCUUCGCCGGUGGGAGAUAGGAGAGAUUGCUUCCCGCAUCGGCCAGCUCUACUACACCCAAUACCAGAGGACCAGCGAGGUACGGUACCUCCUCGAGGCUUACGUCUUCUACGAAGCGAUUCUGAGCCGAGGGUACUUCGAGGCCGAGAAGGGGUCGUCGGCCUCGUCGUCGUUGGCUAGGCCCGAUCUGGGGCUGAGGUACAAGGAACUCAGGUUCCAUGCGAGGUUCUUGAUCGUAGCCAUGCUACUGAACCGGACGGAUGCAGUGAAGCACCUUGCCGAAAGAUUCAGGGCUCUGGUGGAGGAGUCGAAGGCCGCUUACCCGGAGACUAAUUUCAAAGAAUGGAAGCUAGUGCUGCAAGAAAUAGACAGGUUUUUGAAAGCCGAUACAGCUUUUACAAAGACCAGGACUUUGAGAUUCAAUGUACUAUUUGAUUCUCAUUCAUCUUCUGCUCCAUAUAUUUCACGAUUCCAUACAAAUAGGAUUUUGAGGCUGCAAGAUGCUUUGCUAACAAGCUAUCGCCGUAAUGAGGUCAAGUUCACAGAGCUUACUCUGGACACUUUCAGAAUGCUUCAAUGUUUGGAAUGGGAACCCGGUGGAUCCGUCUACCAGAUUCCUGGAAAAGAGCCAACUGAUAAUGGUGCUUUUCAUGGUCAGAAUGGAGCCUCCGGACUGAUUGACAUUAACCUAGCAUCAGAUAUAACAGAUCCAAGACUGCCUCACAAUCCACGGAAGGCUAUUAUUUAUCAUCCUUCUGUCUCUCAUUUGAUUGCGGUAAUUGCAACAAUUUGUGAAGAGUUAUCUUCAGAUAACAUUUUGCUAUUAUAUAUAUCAGCUUCAGGGAAGACUGACCAGAAUAUUGCUUUGCAAAAAGAUACAUCUGGAAGUUCAUGGAACUUCUCGAAGCAGAAUCUUGUGUCCCAGACCUCUCGUAAACAGGAUGGUUCACUGCCCCAACCUCCUGUUGGCAAUAAGCCAGAUUCAAGCUGCUGUUUAGGAAGUUAUCUAUGUUUAGGAAGUGGAGGAUUGAACACCCUUUAUCCUGAAGAUUUGCUUCCAUUUACACGAAGACCACUUUUUCUCAUCAUCGACAGUGAUAGUAGCCAUGCAUUCAAGGCUAUACAUGGUGCAGAAAGGGGAGAAGCAGCAGCCCUGCUUCUUUCACAUGAGAGACCAUCCUCGGUAUCUGCUGCUGAUCUAGUGCCUAAUGGAUCCCAGUUUACAUAUUUUCUAACUGCUCCACUUCACGCCUUUUGCCAAUUAGUUGGCCUUUCCUCUGAUGUUGAAGCUGAUGUUUACAACAAUGCAGAGAGCAUACUUUCCUCUGCCUUAGAUGAAUGGGAGGUAAUACUCUGCACAUGCAAUUGUCUGGAUCAGGUAUGGGCGCAGGUUUUACCUGAUCCAUUUCUACGGCGUCUGAUUCUGAGGUUUAUAUUCUGCCGUGCCGUAUUGUCUCUCUUCCAUCCUCUAGAGAAGGGUAGUCAGCAUCUACCUGAUUGCCAACCUAAACUUCCUGAGCCUGUCUCUCCAAGCUCUGCAAAAGUACAAGUCCAUAUCCUCCGACUUGCAGAAAACUUUGGGGUUGUCGACCAUUUUCACUUUUCAUAUUCCAGCAGGGACUUGGUGGUGCAGAAUCGAUAAUUGCUGCCAUAGUAUAUAACCUUCUGUAGAUAAAAUCUUGGUAAAUAGAAUCCAAUCAUUUUUUGAUUGUUUUGUGUCGAUACACCGGAUCAUCAACCCUGCAGGUGGUCUGCUGGUCAAGAGGCAAGGCACCUUACGAGACCGCCACUCAGUUGAGAUGCUUUUGUUGCCAGAAUGCCAAGGGUUGCACCCCUUCUGCUGGAUAUACGGCUAAGCUAUUGUUGCUAUCAGAGUGUGUAUUGGCAUGUACAACUCCAAUGUUAUUACUAGGAAAACAGUGAAUAGGGUCAAAAUGUUUCAAUAAUCUUGUACACAGGCUAGGUCUCCGUAUAGAGGUGAUUUCCAAUUUUAGCAGUGAAUUCAUCAGUGGCUAUGGAAUGUCAUGUAUUAGAUCAUGCUUUGAUUAUUGAUCAUGUACCUAAUUCUUGCCUGGUUAUUAAAUUUGGUUCUAGAAUGCAUGACUUUAGC
Molecule: messenger RNA, 2393 nt
Organism: Elaeis guineensis (African oil palm)
Lineage: Eukaryota; Viridiplantae; Streptophyta; Magnoliopsida; Arecales; Arecaceae
Biological process (GO): DNA-templated transcription
Molecular function (GO): transcription corepressor activity
Source: RefSeq, a predicted model, not a curated record